GUUCCAUUGGCGGCAGGGUUCAGCAUGGAUGCCAAACCUGCCUACGAGGGGACCUUUAAUGAGUCCCAACUCCUUGAACAGCUUCCGAAUGAGAUUGCGGCCCUCAUUCGCACAGCUUCUGGGACACAGUACCUGAAUGCGCUUGCGGUUGGCGCGUCGAGAAAAGGGUACACUGAGAAGUUUUUCUACAUAUACGAACCGAUUUUUGUGGACCUAGCUGCACGAUGGAUUCUUCCAGAGACCAGUGUCGACCAUGUAGAAGUUAUCUCCGCAUUUUCACGCAUCUUGCCACUGGCACCGCAUCUACGAUCUUUCGCAAGCCAAUAUGCCAUGUCUCGGGCUGGACCUCUAUCGGCUUUGGCUGCGUCUAAUGAAUUGACUCUUUUGCAAAUAGACGAUUCUACGAUCCGCAACUUGCUCCUAGCUAUUUUCCGGCUGCUCUCGUUUGAUCUAGAGACCUUCUCGCCCGCAAUUGCUCCAUCACAGCUGCAAACCCUGUUUCGACACCGCGAUCUAUCCGUAAGAUACCUAGCGAUACGAUGUUUCUCUUUAUAUAUGCGCGCAGCCGAUUCUGCUACGGACAGGAUUACAUGGACACACUGUGCAGAUGAUUUGAUUGAGGGAGAAUGGGAGGGGAUCACCAUUGAUUACCGUUGCCUUGGGUUAUGGGAAGAGCGUCGAUGGGAUGCUAUAGAGAAGCAGCUCCAGACCGGGAGGGCUACACGGAUACUUUCCGAGAGCCUGGAACAAAUAGGGGAACUGCGGGAUUAUUUCACUGUUCGAACCGCUGAUGUUUGCGGCGUGUUGAUUCCACGACAGAAUGAUGCUUCGCUCUCGCCCUCCUCAAUUGUGAAAACGCCCACGGCUGUGGAAAACUUGCGACGGAUAGCAUCCGCUUUGAUUACAUCCAAACCCAUUCUACUUGUCGGUUUGCCGAACUCGGGAAAGACGUCCUUGAUUAAUGAUGCCGCAGCGAUCAUGGGACAGUCGGAAUCCAUGGUAACACUUCACUUGAACGAACAGACGGACGCUAAAAGUCUUCUUGGCAUGUAUUCAACAUCUCCGAAUACGGGAAGCUUUUCCUGGCAGCCGGGUGUUUUGACAAAGGCUGCAAGAGAAGGUCGGUGGAUUUUAAUCGAGGACUUAGAUCGGGCCCCCUCGGAAGUUAUUGGCCUUAUCCUGCCAAUUAUCGAAAAAGGGGAGUUAACUAUCGCGAGUCGGCGAGAGCGAAUUAAAUGUGCUGAGGGGUUUAAGAUAAUCGCAACGAUGAAGUCUUCCUACAAUAUCGCAGGAGAAGAAGUGGCACCGAGUACGACUAUCCUUGGGAGCAGACUCUGGCAAAGAGUACAGAUAGACUCGCUCAUGAUAGACGAGGUUGAGGAAGUGAUUGCGCAUACGUUUCCACUGCUCCAGUCUCGUGUUCCAACUAUUAUAAACGUCUACCAGAGACUUUGUUCUUCCUUUCAUGGAAGUCUCGCAAUCAAGAGCUCCCAAGGUCGAACCCCAGGUUUGAGAGACCUAAUCAAGGUUUGCAGCAGAAUGCACCAGCGGCUUCAACGACUAGGGAUAAAGACAGGCUACGAAGCUACUCCUGAAAGCACUGAAGAUGAAAUCUUUUUGGAUAUUGUGGACGUGUUUCUUAGAUAUCUCCCCGAAAGUACUUUGGCGGAUUCGCUCGCUUUGGUUGUUGCAGAAGCACUUCAGAUUUCGCCGCAGCGUGCGCAGUUUUCCCUCCGCGAACGAACACCUGCAAUUCUCGACCAUGGUAACAGUUUGACCCUUGGAAGGGAAACUUGCCGCAAAAUCAAGAUCCCAGCUGGUUCGGCCAUGAAGCUGACGGCCGCAUCCUCUCGUUUUGCUACGACAAGGGCUGCCUUGAAGUUAAUGGAGCAAGUCGCUGCAGCUGCUCAAAUGGCGGAACCCGUGCUCCUUGUUGGAGAAACGGGUAUCGGCAAGACCACCGUAAUCCAGCAGCUGGCGACGUUAAUGCGGCAGAAACUCACUGUCGUCAAUUUGUCGCAGCAAAGCGAAAGCACUGACUUGCUGGGCGGAUUCAAACCUGUCAAUAUCCGCACAAUGGCUAUCCCAAUGUUUGACGAGUUCAAUUCAUUGUUCGAGUUGACAUUCUCGGCGAAGAAAAACCUAAAAUUCCUGUCAUCAGUAGCCAAGAGUGUCGCUAAUGGUAACUGGGUGCGCCUAGUCAAUCACUGGCAUGAAGCUGUUCGGUUAGCUGAAGGUGUUUUUAAAUCCACCAAUGGUUCUUCCAAGGGAGAUGAAGGAGAGCAACCCUCCAAGAAAAGAAAGCUGGACUCCCCAAAGUAUCAGUACCUGCGACAAAGGUGGGAAAGAUUUGCUGCACAGUUGCAUGAUUUUGAAGCCCAGGUAUCUCAGGGCGAUGCGAAAUUCGCAUUUGCCUUUGUUCAGGGUAAGAUAGUCCGAGCACUACGGAACGGCGAAUGGGUUCUUCUCGAUGAAAUCAACCUAGCCUCGCCUGAUACUCUUGAAAAUAUAGCGAGUCUUCUACAUCAUGGGAGCGAAGGAUCGCCCUCUGUUCUCCUUUCCGAAGCAGGCGAGGUGGAACGUGUCUUUGGCCACCCGGAUUUCCGCAUAUUUGGUGCCAUGAAUCCCGCCACCGAUGCUGGGAAAAAGGACCUCCCCCCGGGUCUUCGCUCCCGAUUUACUGAACUAUAUGUGCACUCACCAGAUACCGAAUUGGACGAUUUGCUGUCGUUGAUUAGGAAGUACCUAGGAGACUUGAUCCUAAGUGACUCCAGGGCUGUGCCGGAUCUUGCGCAACUGUAUAUGGAAACGAAGAAACUCAGCAACGAGAACAAGCUCACAGAUGGUGCCGGACAACGCCCGCACUUUAGCAUAAGAACACUUGUCCGUGCGCUGAUCUAUGCGGCUGACCAUGCCCACAUAUACGGACUACGUCGAGCAAUGUUUGAGGGAUUUUCUAUGAGUUUCUUAACAGUCUUAAGUCGGGAAUCGGAGAGAAUCCUAAUACCAUUGCUCGAGAGGCACAUCCUAAGCAAUGUGAAGAACAUCCGGGCACUGCUUGGACAGACACCUAAGCCUCCAACCGACGGUAGUGAUUAUGUGCAGUUUAAACAUUACUGGAUGCGCAAGGGUCAUUUAGUUCCUGAGGAGCAACCCCAUUAUAUCAUAACACCCUUCAUCGAGAAGAAUCUCAGGAAUCUUGUGAGAGCAAGUUCGACUCGCCGAUUCCCAGUUUUGCUUCAAGGCCCAACUUCCGCAGGAAAAACAAGCAUGAUUGAAUACCUUGCAAAGGUCUCUGGAAACAAAUUCGUUCGUAUCAACAACCAUGAGCAUACUGACCUUCAAGAAUAUUUGGGGUCUUACGUAUCUGAUGAUGAUGGAACUCUUCGUUACCAAGAGGGGAUACUGGUAGAGGCGUUGCGAAACGGAUAUUGGAUUGUUCUGGACGAACUAAACCUGGCACCGUCAGAUGUUUUAGAAGCCCUAAAUCGACUGCUAGACGAUAACCGUGAAUUGUUUAUCCCAGAAACCCAAGAGGUGGUUCGCCCACAUCCGAAUUUCAUGCUGUUUGCAACUCAAAAUCCUGCUGGCUUGUAUGGAGGCCGAAAAGUUCUAUCUCGUGCUUUUCGGAAUCGUUUCCUGGAGCUCCACUUUGAUGAUAUCCCGGAAAGCGAGCUUGAAUUUAUUCUCAAAGAGAGAUCGCAAAUAGCCCCUUCUUUCUGUACUAGAAUAGUGUCUGUCUACCGAAAACUCUCCCUAUUACGACAAUCGAACAGACUGUUUGAGCAGAAAAACAGCUUCGCUACUUUGCGUGAUCUGUUUCGAUGGGCUCUUCGACGAGCUGAUGAUCGGGAGCAGCUGGCAAUCAACGGAUUUAUGCUCCUCGCAGAAAGAGUGCGGAACCCACAGGAGAGAGCCGCGGUGAAGGGUGUGAUUGAAGAGGUUAUGAAGGUAUCCAUCGAUGAAGACAGCAUCUACGGCAUUUCUGAAAUGGACAGACGUGCGCCGAAUCUAAGACAGCUCGCUCCUGGGAUUGUUUGGACAAGGGCGAUGAGAAGGCUUUUCAUUUUAGUUUCAACGGCACUCGAAAACAACGAGCCUGUUCUACUUGUAGGAGAAACAGGUUGUGGAAAGACCCAGCUUUGUCAAGCGGUUUCAGAUGUCUACCGGAAGCAACUAUUCAUCGUGAACGCACAUGUUAACCUGGAGACUGGAGACCUUAUAGGUGCUCAACGGCCUGUGCGGAAUAGAGCUGCCCUUGAAGAUAUGUUGCUCGAGGAUCUAAGAACAGUACUACGAGAAUCUGGCGGAGAUUCAAAGACUCUUGAGGAGCUAAAGCAAAGCUUUCAUAGCCUUACCCCCGAUCAGCGGCAAGCAUCGAGCCCCGAAUUGAUUCAAAGAAUUGAGAAAAACACCACGCGUUUAAAUGCUCUAUUUGAAUGGACAGAUGGGAGCUUGAUCACUGCUAUGAAAACAGGGCAGUUCUUCCUUCUGGAUGAAAUUUCUCUUGCCGAUGACUCGGUGUUGGAGCGACUUAAUAGUGUCCUAGAGCCUCAUAGGUCGAUACUUUUGGCAGAAAAAGGCCCAAUCAACUCCAUGGUUGUAGCGGACAGCGGUUUUCAGUUCCUCUCUACAAUGAAUCCUGGAGGAGACUAUGGCAAACGUGAGCUUUCUGCCGCUCUGCGAAAUCGAAUGACUGAAAUUUGGGCCCCUCAGCUGUCCGAGGACGAGGACAUUCUUCCUAUUCUCCGGACGAAACUCCAGCCAGAGUUAAAGCACAUCCCUCAGGCGAUGCUGCAAUUCGCGAAAUGGUUCAAGCAAAUUUUCCAGAAUUCUUCCACCAACUCUCUAUCUAUUCGUGAUCUCUUAGGCUGGGUUGAAUUUGUUAACAAAUGCCACGGCUCUGACCCUAUGUUUGCUGUGGUGCAGGGCGCUGCUAUGGUCUUCAUCGACACAUUGGGAGCCAACCCUGCAGCAAUGCUAGCAACAACAUUACACAAUCUCAAGGGCAAUCGUCAACUGUGCCUGGAUAAACUCCAUGAGCUAUUUCAUGUAGAUGCUUCUAGCAUUUACUUGCAAAAGUCAGUCAUCAAUACUGAAGGCGGGUUCUUGUGCGUUGGGCCUUUUCAACUUGCAAUGAAUGGGGAUACCCAGCCUAAUACUCAGUUUAUUAUGGAUGCUCCUACAACAAUCGCUAACUCAGUGCGGAUUGCUCGCGGUCUACAAUUAUCGAAGCCUAUCCUCCUUGAAGGUAGCCCAGGUGUUGGGAAGACUACACUAGUGACUGCUAUUGCUAAAGCCCUCGGCAAGCCCCUUACGCGAAUCAAUCUAUCAGAACAAACAGAUCUCACGGAUCUAUUUGGAUCCGAUGUACCUGUGGAAGGGGGUGAUGUUGGCCAGUUUACUUGGCGCGAUGCUCCUUUCCUCCAAGCAAUGCAACGGGGUGAUUGGGUUCUGUUGGACGAAAUGAAUCUAGCCUCUCAGUCCGUCCUUGAGGGUCUGAACGCUUGUUUAGAUCACCGACAGAUGGUCUAUGUUGCGGAACUUGACCAAACAUUUAAACGGCAUCCCGACUUUGCCCUGUUUGCUGCACAAAACCCUCAUCACCAGGGAGGAGGACGAAAGGGUCUUCCUGCAUCAUUCGUCAAUCGGUUUACGGUGGUAUAUGCUGACAGUUUUACUGACACUGACUUAAAGCGUAUAUGUGCAAAACUUUUCCCCGGAAGCCCCUCUCUGCAGACCGAACGGCUUGUUGACUUCGUCUCUCUGUUGAAUGUGGCAAUUACCCAAGACCGGAAGCUUGGCGUCCUCGGCGGCCCUUGGGAGGUCAAUCUACGCGAUAUCCAAAGAUGGCUUCAGCUAGCAGAUCGGGGGACCUUGCAGAUAAAUACGAAGGAUUUCCUUGAUAUCAUCAUCUCUCAACGGUUUAGAUGCCAAGAGGACAGAGACAGAGUUUGCCAAAUCUAUCAACGAGUCUUUAGGGAUGUUCCGGUAAUCACCAAAAGCUACUACCACAACAUGACGCCGGAGUACAUGCAAGUAGGGCUUGGAGUUAUGCGCAGGGACUUGAUACUUCAACAUAUGCAUAUACCGCACAUCAAGAUACUUCCUAGAGACCUCCCAAUUUUGGAGUCAUUAAUGCUUUGCAUCGAACAGGCAUGGCCUAGCAUCUUGGUUGGUGCGUCCGGUUGUGGCAAAACAACCCUGAUAAGGAAGCUCGCAGCAAUCAACGGGGCGAAUUUAGUUGAAUUGGCGCUGAGCGCUGAUACUGAUACGAUGGACUUAGUGGGAGGUUUUGAACAAAUUGACCACAAUAGAGAAGUCUCCUCUCUUGUCUACGACGCUUCCUUGUUUGUUCGACAACAUUUCAUAUCUGCCUACCCACUGGAUGGCACUCCUAAAGAAAUUUCUUUCUUCCUCGAGCUCUAUGAGCAAUUACAGGGCUCAGAUGUAUCUGUUGACAUAAUAUGUACAUCUUUGGAAAGAAUUUAUCAGCACUAUCCCCAUAAUAACCUCGAGAAACUGCUCACGCGCGCACAGGCCCUGCUGAAGGCUAUAAAGCAGUCGGAACAUAUCAAAGUCGGUUUUGAGUGGACUGAAGGUGUUCUGACCCAGGCUGUCCAGAGUGGGGAUUGGGUUAUUCUCGAUAAUGCCAAUUUGUGUAACCCAUCCGUUCUUGACAGGCUCAACUCAUUGACCGAGCCGAAUGGAGAGCUGAUUCUUAAUGAGCAGCGCACUGAGGAUGGGAAUGCGAGGGUUAUUCGGCCACAUCCAAACUUCAGGCUUUUCUUCACGAUGGAUCCUCGCAACGGAGAGUUAUCUCGCGCCAUGCGGAAUCGCUGUGUGGAGAUAUGCUUCUUGCCCCAGGAAGACAGCACUUUUGAAAGCCCCCUUAUGCCAUCUUACACCUGCCAGUCUUCUUUGUACCGCCUUCGGUCACUUUGGGAUACUGGUUCUUCCAUUGCUUUCGGAGAGCCGUCAGAGUCUUUGGAGGCUCGCGUGGACCAUCUUUCGGUUGCAGACUUGGCGUACCUCCAACGGUCACAGCAUCUGGUUUCGCCGUACGCUUCAGAUUUCCCAGACCAAUUUUCCAGAACGAUGGAUCGGUAUGCAUCCGUAAUACACGAUAAUCAGUCCUUCCAGCCUUUCCGCCACAUUCAGAAGACCAUCGAGUUAGGGGGCGCUUCAUUCAACAUCCAGGGCCACCUACAACCUCUGCAUCCUCUAGUCAAUGAGCCACUCGCUUUGGUGCUCGGCCAGCACGUGCCGUUGAAUUUCAUUAUAAUGUUAGCUCAGCUGCAAGAGUCUAAGCUCGAUCUCCAUCGUAUUAAACAAGCUUUGUUAAAUGCAGAUUCAUCCGCCAAACUCCUUAAACCAAGUCAAAUGAGCCGCUUGGAGCGUUCUCUGGCGUCAGGGCGCAUACCCUCGUUGAUGAAGGAUUCCACCCAACCGGUUGCCGCCUUCAUAUCUGACUGCGGGCAGGCCGUCUAUGAUUUCAUCCAGCAGCUGAAUGACGAAAACAUUCAAGCUGUUGAUCUAGUGCCUUCUCUUCGUGAAGUUAUUAGUUUUUGCGCGGAUAUUCUAAGGAUCACUGCGGCUACUGAACUGGAUCAGGGAGAAUUUCAAAUAUAUCUCCAACUGGGCAGGGAGCUAUGCUCCUCCCUCCUGGAUUCGAGUAGUGUUUUCCAGCCACUGGCUUUUGCUUUAUGUCAAGCCCUAGACCGGUUCCAGGAGAACUGGGCCCUCACAACAGGUCUUGGUAUGCAACAGUUGUGGGAGUCAUGGAGACCAGCAACUGCAGCGACUCAGAAUCAGUUGAAAUGUUUAUUGGAUCUGGAGAAGGUCGCAUUCGAGUUCAUGCAAAUCGCGACUAAAACGCGUUUGAACCUGUCUCAGCUGAGCCAAUUACGCAGCUCUUUGGUCGAUGCUCAAAGACACAUACUUUUGGAUGGUGCGAAUGGGGAUGAGCUUGUCCAGGGCAUCAAACAAACUGUAGUCGAACUGGCGGGUUCUGUGCAAGAAUCCGACCUCACCCAAAGCCCUUACUUCUCCAACGAAUUCGAAGUAUUGUGCCAAUAUCACGAUAUUGUAUCCCCUCAAAACACCAGAAGUUCCAAAUACGCCAUUCAAUCCCUAUCAGCUUUAUUGGCUGGGCGUCCCGCAAAACCUUUAAACGGGUCAAACUUGCAAAGUCGCGUUCCUGAUAUCCUCAACAGACUUUCGCUGUUCUCGGGAUUCCAACGAGCCUCGGGUACUGGCACUGCCGUUAAUGGUACACUGUCUUUGUCAUUGUUGUACAAAUUAGCCUUCGUGAACCGAGCAAGUCUGGGACAAAUGGACGCGUUGGAGGAAGAGAAGCAAACGCUUUCUCGAGCGCUAUCUUUGACGAGUCAGGAAAUUUCUAUGGAUCAGCUAAAGCUCCUUCGACAAAUGCUACUGAAACUUGCUGUUGAGCUUGUACAAACUCACCAAGCCUUUUUCGAUCCGGCUACUUUUGAGCAACUGAUUAAUUUCCUCCCCGCGAUUGGAGGGCAAAAUGUGCCAGCUAACAUCUCCGUGCCAAACAUCCGCCUCAUAGAUGGAUUGCCCGAUAACCAUUACUUCAGAGUUAUUGCAGAUAAAGCGCUCCCAGAGCUUAUUACAACAUUGGUGACAACACCGGUGCAUGGGAGGGUGGCUACUGAACAAAUAGCUAGUGCUCUCGUCCAGUUUGCUGUUACCCUUUUGUGGCUUUUUGUCCCCGACAAGCCAUUUGAUCCAUCAUUACGUCUGGUGGUGCAGAGAAAACGUUAUGAUGAGCGUGUGACGGAGCUUACAUCUAAGGCGAAUGCUCUCUCAUCGUUCGAAGAAGGAUUCUCUGGAAAGUCCACGAAUACACGGAAGGAGCUUGUACAGCAAGAAUUGCGAAGCUUGGGUUCAGCUCCUCCACCGUCUUCCGUCACCCGCCCAGCAUCCUCUGAAAUCGGAAUUCUCCAUGGAGAGUUCUCGAGUCUGAUCAAAUCAGUACUUGAGAGGAAUCCCGAAAAGCUGAUUAACGCAACAGAAAACAGUCCGGAAAACGAACGUAUGAGGAAUUUAUUGCGUGAUAAUAUUCACCAACUAAGUCGACGUUUGAGCACGAACUACAGAUCCUACGACGAUAUCACUAUUCUUGUAGUUCAUUUCCUGCAGCUUCUAGACCUUGGUCUUUCAAUGGGCACUGCCUCCUUCAGUGAAACAAAUGAUGUGGUAUGCAUCCGAACUAUCUGCGGACGUACGCCGUUCCUUGGAGGUUUUGUUCAGGCCCCUUCAGUACCGGAAGAAGAACUCAUGGGCUCGAAUUCGAAACACGCAUUAGAGCUAAUGUUCCAUGAACUGUCUUCCCUCAAGGUGGCGGAGAACAUAGAGCCCGGAGUGCUUUACACCAAAGGCGGCCGUGAGUCUCUGCGCCGAAUAGUCGAACAUUUCCAUUUGUUAUGGAAGGCAAAACUUAAGGACGACCAGGAGGAAGAAGCCCGCAAGAACGAAUUGUAUCAUUAUAAGGGUUCUUGGGAAGACAGUGAAGAAGUUGACGAAAACGAACUACAUGAGCUCUUCCCGACAUACGACGAUGGCAGCGAUGAAGAAGCCACCCAUGCAGACAAGAUUGACCCGAAAGCCAUCUCUGUACGUCUUGCAGCACUCCAUGCCAAGCUUUUCGAAUUUGAGGACCGCGGACGAGUUUUUUCAGAAUAUGUCAAGAGCUCUGCUUUAUUCGUAGGAUCAUUAUGGUCGGAGAACAAAUUAUUCUCGUCCCAAGUACAUCCUAAGGAGCAGAUGUCUAGCAUCUUCUUGCUUCUCAAGGAUGACCUCGACGGGCAAUCAACCGGCAGUGGCAAAAACUACAACUUCUACACAGACCAAAACCUGACAGAAGCUAAAAAGCUUCUGUCCUUAACCCGCUCUGUGCAAUCCCGGUUUGCUCAGAUACAGAAGGCCUGGCCUGAUCAUGCAGUUCCGGCAGACGUCAUUCUCUAUUGCAAAGAGAUUUAUCAAUUCAAGCACACGGAGCCUGUGGCAAAGUUCCUCACAAAAUUGGAAAAGCUUCAUUCGCUCGUUCACGAAUGGCAGCUUGUAGCAAGUCGGGAGUACUCAGCUGCUUCGUUCUAUGAUGAAAUCACGAAUAUGAUCAUAUCAUGGCGCCGACUCGAGCUGUCAACCUGGGCCAAACUCCUGGACCUUGAGAAAGAGAAGUGUGACCGAGAUGUGAGCUCGUGGUGGUUCAUCGCUUUUGAGGCCCUUAUUCGUGCACCGAUCCAAAUCGCGGAGGCCGGAGAAGAAGAUCUUGGCGAUCAUGUUCGAGACGUUAUUGCUACAUUGGAGCAAUUCUUCCAGUCAACUACUGUAGGCCAGUACAGUGAGCGCCUUCGGUUGAUUAAAAACUUCCGCUCUCUUCUAUUUCUCUACGUUCAAGACUUCCCAGCCCUCAAACAACUUGUAUCCGCACUAGACAACUUCAUGCAACAUCACAGCCAGUUUGAACCCUUGGUCUGCAAACUUUUAACUGAGAGACGCUCUGCGCUGGAGAAAGAUAUAAAGGACCAGAUACAGCUGGCCAGCUGGAAGGACACUAACAUUGUCGCACUGAAAGAGAGCGCCCGCCGUUCCCAUGUGAAAUUGUUCAAACUCGUUCGCAAAUAUCGUGCAAUUUUGGCUGAACCCGCGCAACAAAUUCUCAGUCAAGACAUGCCUGAAAAAGAGGAAGAUUCGAACCCUGCUGGAAAUGAUACGACCACCCCUUGUACAAGUAUUCCCGAAGCCCUUGCCUUAUGUGAAAAGGAUGGACAAAUCUGGUCCAACCGUCCUCCUAGAUUUAGGAACCCGGACGGAACUACGAGCAAUAUGAUGCAUAUGUAUGCGUCCAUUUCCACCGAUUUCGAUAUUGCAGAAGACUUGAGUGGUUUUGUGCAAUUCUUCAUUGAGAGCAUCAAAGAGUUUAGAUCACAGACACCAAAAAUCCUCACUGAAGAGAAUAAGUCAAACGUGCAACAUCUCAAGGCUCAGAAACGCCGUUUCUACGCGGAAACCCUGAAGCAAUUAUUUGAAAUGGGGGUCAAGCGAAAUGCUAGCACAAAUCUGACAGAAUCUCAGGCAUCUGUUGCUCAGGUUCUUGCGACUAGUCCAGCUCUUGUAGCUAACACUGCACUAAGCCCACUGAUUGGAAACUGUGAUAUCUAUUUCCAUAGGUUUUUGGACCUGCUUCCGCGUGUCCGCCAAGCCUCGCAUAACUACUCUGAAGAUCUCAGUAAUGUGGAGGUGUCAAGAAGUGCAGGGUCAGUCGAGCAUUUGCUGUUCCUGGUCAGAAAGCAGAGAACGGCCAUUUCUCCCGCAUUGUCUGAUUUGAUGUCGCUGCAAUCGAUACUUGCCAAGAUAACCAACCUCUGGAAAUGCGGAGCCACUUCUAUCGUCAAGUCAAGCUCACAGCUUUUGGCUGGUCGACGGGGUGCAAUGACAGCAAGCUCCUGGUUAGUCCCAACUCUUGGGCUGGCCGCAACUGUCAUUGAACUGCAUUCCAAGUUCUCCGGUAUCGACUCAAUGGAUAUCUGCAAAGGACUGCAACUCUGGAAAGAGAAUUUCGAUCGCCUAAGGAAAGCCUUCAAAAAUUUACCUGACUUGCCUAAUGGAGUCACGUCUAGCCUCCACAAACAGACUCUAGACGAGGCUAUGUCUUCUCUCAACCAGUUGAAUACUGAUAUCUCUAAGUGGGGCCAAGAGCGUCCUGACCUCACAUUUGUUCUCGACCAAUUACUUCCUUGGCUGAAUGUCAGUAUGGAAUCAGGUGAACUUGAGCAGGAAGUGCAUCCUCUCGCCAUCGAGGACUUUGAUAACGGCCUCACUGCAACUGUUGACAAGAUUCUCGUUAGCCUUCAGAAGUUGAAGGAGGUCCCAGCCAUUAUUACCUUCACCGGGUCAUUGUCUCGAAGCGAUGAAUUCUUCACCAGGGCUCUGAAGUCCGUCCAUCUCCCUGACAUCACAAAAGCUCUGAAUGCGGUUUUAGAAACACUACAGACUGUACACAAACAUUCCGACUCCGGGAUCCCUCUCGCAGUGGCAUUGAUGACCAGUCUGCUGCCUAUCCUGAACAAAUACUCCCAAAUCAGCCAAGAUCUUGUGUACCGCUUCCUCACGGUGCAUAGAGAGACCUGCAAGAUGUCUUACAUCCUAAGCAAGUCUUUCGUCCAAAUUGCAUCCGAAGGUUUCUGCAGCCCACAUGAGGAAUCUACCGAACAAGGCAAAUCUGGAAAUCUAGAAAGCGGAACAGGUUUGGGUGAUGGUGAGGGCGCGGAGGAUAUCAGCAAAGAUGUGGGCGACGAUGAGGACUUGUCCGAGCUUGCACAGCAGGAACAGAAGGAAGAUGCCGCAGAUGAUAUGGAUGCCUCUGCCGAUGCGGUAAAUAUGGAUCAAGAGGAUUUGCAAGGAGAGUCUCGUGAGCAGGAAGGAGAGGAAGAAGACAAGGAUGAAAGCGGCGACGAGGAAGACAGCGAUAUCGAUGAGGAAGUCGGCAGCGUCAAUGACUUGGACACAUCUGCAGUUGAUGAAAAAAUGUGGGAUGGCAGUCAUGACGAGGACCAGAAAGAGACCGAGAAUGAGGAAGGAAAGGGUGUAUCGGAGUCUGACCAGCAAGCAGUAGCCCAAGAACGGCAAAAUGGUGAAAAGGGUGAUGAGAACGAGAAGAAAGAGGGCGAAGAAGAAGAUGCAGAGGACGAAGAGGAAGAAGAGGAAGAAGCACCCGAAGACGAGGGUGAAGCCAUCGGUCGCGAGGAUAUGGACGUGACAGAUCCCCACGCAAAAGAACAAGAAACUCUUGAUCUGCCCGAAGAAAUGCAGCUUGAUGGUGAUGAAAUGGAUAACGAUGAAGGCCCUGAAGACGACGACGGAUUUGACGAUAUCUCGGAUAAUGGCUUUGCCCCUAUGGAUGAUGAGCAGACAAAUGAGAUGCAACAAGAUAACCUUGACGAGGAGGGAGGACCUGAGCAAUCUGGAGAAGAAGAGGAAAUAGAUCCGACUGGAGAGGAUGGGGAGGAUGAGAAGACCAAUGAGGCCGAGGCUGACGAGGAGGCAAAGGAGCCCGGGGAAGAGGCCGAAGAAGAACAACCAGACGAUUUCCUCACUCAAAGGGACGAUAAUGAAGCAGCAGGAGAAGAAGUGGCUCCUAGCGAAGCGGUGAAUGGUGGACUUGGUGCCGAGCAGGAUCAAAAUCAGGAGAAGGGCGCAUCGGGCAAUGCACAACAGCAGGAUGGUUCAAUGGAUCCCUCUGCCGAGCCAAAUCAGCAGACGGGGGCUGCCAAAGAUGGGGAAGAAACCGAGAGACAUCGGGAUGCAGGAGGCGCAAACGAUGUCAACCCAGAAGAUCCUCAGUUGCAGGCGUUCAAGAAGCUUGGUGACGUUCUCGAGCAAUGGCACCGUAGGCAAAAGGAAAUCAUGGACGCGUCAAAGCAGGAGGAUGGAGAGCAGGACGAGCCACUACCCAAAGAUACUGAAAUGGGUGACGCUGAUUUCGAACAUCUCGCGGAUCAAGACGAUGUUGCUGAUACUCAGGCACUUGGCCAGGCUAACGAAGACCAAGCCCAAGGCCUUGAUCAGAAUAAGGGGGUCGAGUCAGAUGUUAAACCAGGCGAUCAAGAAAUGUUGCCAGACGCGUCUGAUGAACCUCAAGAUCUGCUGGAUAACAAACUGGAAGACGAAAUGCAAGUAGACCAAGAGGGCACUCCUGCUGAAGAACAAAAGGCUGGAGCUCUCAUUCCGGGGGACUCGCACACCCAACAACGCUCGACUGAAGCAGUUCAGCAAGCGGAGGAUGAGGAGCUGGAUGAAGUCGAUGCACAUCUGGCCGCAAUCCAUCUUUCAUCGACUCUCCCUCCUCUGACUGAAAGGGGUGAAGCUCAACGCCUCUGGUCAAAGUACGAAUCGGCCACCAAUGAUCUUUCACUCUCGUUGACUGAGCAGCUCCGCUUAAUCCUAGCGCCCACGCUGGCAACAAAGCUGCGAGGUGAUUUCCGCACAGGAAAGCGACUCAACAUUAAACGGAUCAUUCCAUACAUCGCCUCCCAGUAUAAGCGCGACAAGAUCUGGAUGCGCCGAUCGAUUCCUUCCAAACGCAACUAUCAAAUUAUGCUUGCCGUUGACGAUAGCAAGUCGAUGCUUGAGAGUGGCAGCGGGCAGUUGGCAUUCGAGACCCUCGCCCUGGUAGCCAAGAGUCUUAGUAUGCUCGAAGUCGGGGAUCUCUGUGUUCUCGGAUUUGGAAGUGAGGAGCAUGUUAGAGUCGCGCACGAAUUUGGCAAGCCGUUCUCCUCUGACGCUGGUGUUCAAGUAUUCCAGCAUUUCAGUUAUCAACAAACCGGCACUAACGUCCGCAAACUGAUUGCGGACUCCAUUGCCCUGUUCCGAGAAGCUCGCUGGAAGCAGUCCCCUGCAGGCGGCGGCGCUGAUCUUUGGCAGCUCGAGCUGAUCAUAUCAGAUGGUAUCUGUGAAGACCAUGAGACAAUCAGCCGGCUUGUGCGCCAGGCCCAAGAAGAACGAAUCAUGAUUGUAUUCAUUAUUGUGGACGCGGUGAAGGGAAGCUCCAUUCUCGAUCUUACCCAGGCUAGCUUUGAACCUGAUCUGGAAAGCGGUACUGGAGAAAUGAAGUUGAAGAUGAAGAGGUAUAUAGAGGGAUUCCCAUUCCCUUAUUAUCUUGUUGUGCGUGAUGUUCGAGAACUACCAGCUGUGUUAGCUACGGCGUUGAAGCAAUGGUUUGCGGAGGUUGUUGAUGUAUCGUCUUAAAUUGCAUUGUGGUGUUUUUAUUUGAUGUACAAAAAGCAAUGGUUUUUUUUUUUUUUUUAUGUAAAUAGCUCUGG
Aspergillus ochraceoroseus IBT 24754 is the source of this 14855-nucleotide messenger RNA. RefSeq names its product AAA family ATPase midasin. Gene Ontology annotation, cellular component: nucleus; preribosome, large subunit precursor. The transcript has 2 exons. The coding region runs from base 25 to 14781 and encodes 4918 amino acids. The record is from RefSeq and is a predicted model, not a curated record. Gene Ontology annotation, biological process: ribosomal large subunit assembly; rRNA processing. NCBI's taxonomy places the organism in Eukaryota, Fungi, Ascomycota, Eurotiomycetes, Eurotiales, Aspergillaceae. Gene Ontology annotation, molecular function: ATP hydrolysis activity; ATP binding.